AUGGAGCCGGUAGUGUACGCAGCGGCAAUUUCUCCGCUCGAAUGUCCAAUUACAGCAGUGGGUGCCCCACCGAAAUUAGAAAGGAGGUCGACUAUGGCAAUCUGUAGCACGGCAAGCUCCCAAUCGUCUGGUAUUCAACACCUCGAGUGCUUUACGAGUGACUUGGCCAAUAGUCUCAAAUAUAUGGCCACUUCUCAGACUACUCAAUCAGAAAAAUGGCGUGGCGUUUUCAAAGUCAAUACAAAGUAUAAUACAAAAACGCGUGUAAAGAGUCUUGGGCGUAGCGAAUUAUGGGCUGAAGCUGUAUUUUUUAUUCCUGCGGGCGGUACAACCCUCUCCGCAGCUCUCAGCGCCAUUUUCUUCUAUCUCUCCCGCUACCCUACAGUCUACAUCCUUCUCGCCACCGAGAUCCGCGACACCUUCUCCGGCCUUAACAUUAAAAGCGGAGCCCAACUCUCCUCAUGCAAAUACCUUCGAGCCUGUAUUGACGAAACAUUACGGAUGUCACCACCAUUUCUAGCCACAUUUUGGCGCGAACCUUAUUUGGAUCACACAGAACCUUUUGUGGUGGAUGUACAUGUAAUACCGCCUGGUACAAUAGCUGGAGUCAAUCCUGAUUGUGUGAUGCAUAAUGAAGAAUAUUUCUCAGACCCAUUUGUAUUUCGACAGGAGAGAUGGUUGACAUCUGAGGAAGGAAGUUCUGGCACCUCAAAGAAGAGCAAAACCUCGCCUCCAUUCGGGUAG
Messenger RNA from Botrytis cinerea B05.10, 744 nucleotides. RefSeq lists its product as hypothetical. The record is from RefSeq and is a predicted model, not a curated record. Lineage: Eukaryota; Fungi; Ascomycota; Leotiomycetes; Helotiales; Sclerotiniaceae. Gene Ontology annotation, molecular function: iron ion binding; heme binding; monooxygenase activity. The transcript has 6 exons. Bases 1 to 744 code for a protein of 247 amino acids.